Epinephelus lanceolatus (giant grouper) is the source of this 4976-nucleotide messenger RNA. RefSeq names its product shisa family member 4 (gene shisa4). NCBI's taxonomy places the organism in Eukaryota, Metazoa, Chordata, Actinopteri, Perciformes, Serranidae. The record is from RefSeq and is a predicted model, not a curated record.
AUCCCGGGUAAACGGCGUCACAGCCGCGAUGUGUCAUUUCGACGGAUAAAUUACCGCUCGUCAAAGCCGUCCCGUCUCCUCUGCUGUUCCAGAGCCAGGAUGUCUGCGGACGGCCGUUAGCUAGUUAAAUCCCCGUGUAUUGUACACCUCUUCUUUAACACUUCACUCGCUCGGUUUCUAAUUAGGACGAGGAUGAUAUUUCCAGCGGGCAACAUGUCCCUCAUCGCGUCGGCUCUGGCGCUGCUCACCGUCGUCCUCUGCACUUCUCAGGUCAGUGGGAACGAGGACUGUCUGUGGUACGUGGACAAAAAUGGCACCUGGCACAAUGGCUUUGACUGCCCUCUCAUCACGUUCUGCUGUGGGAACUGCCACCGACGCUACUGCUGCCUGGACGCCUUCAAGAUGAUCACAGAGAGGGAGCAGAAGCGCUGCAUGCUCUUCCAGUUCAGCCCCACCACUUUAGCCGGCAUCGCCUCCUCCAUCCUGCUGUUUGUGGCCAUCAUUGCGACCAUGGUGUGCUGCUUCAUGUGCUCCUGCUGUUACCUCUACCAGAGGAGGCAGCAGAGGGGCAGGACACCUUAUGAUGCCCAGCAGAUCCCCAUGGCCAGCUAUCCAGUGGAGCCCAUGUAUGACGCCUAUGGAAAACCACUGGGAACCUCUGACUAUCCACAAGCAGGUUAUCCAAUGGCACCCCAGUACCCUGGAAUGCCUCCACAGUACCCUAUGAUGCAGCCUGGACCUUAUCCACCACACCUGAUGGACCCUGCAUACAACCAGGCCCCUCCACCUUACUCUCCACCUCAGUAUCCUGGACAUUGAUGAGCUCGUCUGCACGCACACAUACACACAGAGGGAAACAACAGCAACUGAGAGCAAAGACUGUUUCAAAAGGAGAAGGCAGCAACACUCUCACACUCAAACACACACACACACACACACACACACUCACACAAACACUCAAAUGCUACAACUCGACUAGCAGUGGUUUGUCUGUGAAAGAGAACAGGAGGCACUUUAAGGGUUGUUUUUUUCUUUCUUUGUUUAUUUACAAUGUUGUCCUACUUUUCCCAGAGUAUUUACGUAAGUCAAAUUCUGUUCUGCAACCUGACGCCUCGACACUCCCGGCGGGUUUCACAGAGGCCGUCACACCAUCCCCAAAGUGAGGAGGUAUCCGGCUGGCGUCUCAACUCUGUGCUGCCACUUGUGCUCUGACACACUCACCUCAAUGACAGGGUGUGACCUAAAGAUGGCAAAGAGGGGGAUAGGAGGGAUUUACAAAUAUGAUAAUGCACUCCCUCGUUAGUGAUCAAAGGGAAAAUGCUUUACUUCCUCACUUUUGUUAAAUUUGUAAUAAAUUGAAGUGAAUUUGAAACUGCCUACGGCUACAUUCCAGGUCACACAUUCUCCACACGAUCCAAAUAUGAUUACAUGAUGUCUUUAUUUCUGUAUUUGAUGUUUUUUUCCUGUAAUAUUUUAGAGGCUAAAGUGAAAAACAAACUGCAUGUUUGAUUAAAAAGAUGACAUGUUUGGCUCAAAGGCAGCGUGAUGCUGUCUUAAAUUGGCAGGCGAAGGAUUUCAUGGUACUCCUAAUUCUGUGUGAGAUGCCUUUAGUCACCCGUUAGUUUAAACUCUGUCUCUUCUUUUCUGUAUCUAACUCGACUAAUUUACUUAAUGGUAGUAUAUUAUCUGCACCAUUCUAAUGUAACAUCUCGACAUCAGCAUGCUACUCCAGUCAAAGCUAUCUGUCCUCUCAUGCUUCUUUUCUGGUUUUAAAUGAAUUAGAGGUCUUUAGAUUAAUCCCAUAAUGCCACGUAGGAUGUUUUCCAGUGAAAUUCAUGUUAAAUGUUUAUUUCUUGUAACAUAUCAGGUCAGGGGAGUUGCAGAUCUUGCUGCUUUGGUUAAAACAAAAAAUGUCCCGCCUUACAAUAAUUAAACAUGACGACAAAAAAAAAAGAGAUUAACUAUUUAAAUACAUAUUUUGUAAAUCUGUUCUUCAGCUGAAUAUUUUAUGAUAUUGUAACAAGUUAUUUUAAACAUAAUGUAUUGUUAUUGUAACAUAAGAUAUGACGUUUUAGCAUUUCUGGCAUCUUUCCAUUUGGUAUUUGUCAUUAUCGAAGUUACCUCUUACUGUGAAUGGGUUCUCACCUUGUGGACUAGCUACGAAGCCAAAAAUCACUACUGUUGAAAAAGUAGAUUCUUUUUACCACCUCUCUUUAAAUUCGUGGUUUGACAUUUUGGGAAGUAUGCUUUCUUGGCUUAGAGUUAAGGAUCAAUACCAAUAUCAUGUCUCUAUGGUAAAUAAGCAGAGGUGCAUUUAGGUGAGGCAAAUGAUUGGCAAAAAAAAAUGGGAAAAUGGGCCCCCAAUGGCCACUCUCAUUUGCACAUUUCGCAUUGACAACUAUAAACCCCCUUAAAUCACCCAUAAGACACUAUAGACCGAAUCACAAUGUUUAAUUUCAAGAACUAAAAUCCUCAUGUCAUGUACAUAAAAUCCAACAGCACUGAGAAAACGCUGACUCAAUUAGUUAGCCAUCCAUUAAUUGGCCAACUACAAAAAGGCCCAAAAAAAAUCAGUAUCAGUUUAAGUGUAUGCUAUAUUUAGAAUGUUUUCACGCUUCACCUUGCCAACAGCCUGUUCUAACAGGGAAGUGAAGCCAUUUAGCAGAACACUGAGUUGCUGGACUACUGAGGCCUCUGUUGGUUAGUGUGUAAGGUAAAGCUUAGCAAAAAUUCAAAUAUAGUGUAUACUUACAGAGAUAAUGUGUAUUUUAGGUGGCUAAAUACUGCUAAACAUCUUUAAACCAGGGUGUCUACAGGUCCCAAUGUUAUAACAAUAAGGCCUUCAAAGUCAUUAAAUAGUCUUAAAUUUUAAUUUGUGAGGUCUUAACUACAACAGCCAUUCUAUCUAAUUUCAUUUAUCCAUGUUUAAAUUUAUUUUUGUGAAAAUAAGUGAAGCCUUUCUAUGUAAAAGUCAACAUUUCUAAUGUUACAAAUAUCUAAAACAACAAUACUACUCUUUACUGUCUUUUUAGACUUGCACUUACCUGUUGGCAAAAUGUAGACUGACUUAAUUCACUCUAAUAACCAGACACCCUGUAAACGUUGCAGUUACAACUGAAAAUGACUGAAAAUUUCCACAAUUUAAAACAACUGCAAGUUAUCUUGUGUGACGUCACUGCGAUUCGGUCUAUAAAGUCCACUGCCACUGCCUAAAAACCCUCCUUAGUGGGGCCCCCUCUUGCUACCUUAUGAGAGCUGGUUGUUCCAAUACUAUGAUGCUUGUGUGAAUGGUGUUAUUUAUAUAUUUAUUUAACAAAUGAUAAUGACAUUUGAUGAAGCACAACUGAGUGAAUGCAUUUUUUGACUGAAAUGACUGCAUUUUUAUGGGGGCCUAGGGGGGCUGGGCCUCCAUGGGCUUCUUCACCUGGGGCCCCUCCAGAGUCUAAAAUCUAAGAUCGCCACUGUAAAUAUGUAGCUAGCUAGCUGCUAGCUGGAGGCAGCAGUGGGUUAGUUUAGCGUAGCAACUAGCUAAAAUAGACCGGAAAUGGGGGAAAUGGCUAGCCUGGCUCUGUACUUAGCUAACAAAACAUGACUACUGGCUACUCUAAAGCUCACUAAUUAUCGUCUUAUCUGUGGGCAAAGCGUAAAUUUACCCCCUUUUUUUCAAUUUCUAUAUAUAUUUUAAUUUGCCAUUUAAUAGGUGGGUAUGUGGCGGGGAGGACUAUUUGCUGGAAGCGGUUGCCAGGCAACAGAAGUCCGGCGGCACAUGAAGUCAUACAAAAUGGCGACUUCUUGUACUUACAUUUUCAUAAAUCUGUGUUAAUUAACGGGGGAAACGGCUAACCUGGCUCUGUACUUAGCUAAAAAAAAACCAGGACUACCAGCCACUUUAAAGCUCACUAAUUAACGCCGUAUCUAUUGGCGAAACUCAGAUUUACCGUUUUUAAAUGUAUAUAUAUUUAAUUUGCCAUUAAUGGGAAGCUAUGCGGCGGGGGAAGGCUAAUUGCUGGUAGCGGUUGCUAGGCAACAGACUUCUGGAAUAGUUACCAUUACUUUAGUCCGACGGCACAUGAUAUGAGGUUUAUUUUAUGUCACAGCUUGACAAAGCUAGGCUACCUGUUUCCCUCUGUUUACAGUCUUUGUGCUUAGCUAAGCUAACCGGCUGCAGCUAAACCAUCAUUAGCAUUAUCCAAGAAAAGCACGUGGAGAAGGGCAGAAACCUUAACUGUAACCGAGACAUAGCUUUCUGGCAGAAAGCCCUCUAGGCAAACCUCUCCUAACAGCACAAGAAAGCAGGAAACGUAAGUGUAUUUCCCAAAUGUCAAACUGUUUUAAUUCACAAUUUGGGCUCCAGUGAGGUCAGGGUCUGUAACGUUAAACUGAAAUUCUUCUAUUUAUCAUCUUUGACAGGCAAUAACAGCCCUGUGUCCUGUGUAAGAUGUGCGAACUGUAAAACAUGACAUUUCGAGCAUGUGUUGUACAGUCAGCUGUCUGACAACUAGAUUAUAAAUAACUCUUUGAGUGUGAUGUAUCUCAACCUCAAAGUGAAAUGAGACAGUAUAAAACACUGUUAUGCUGAUCAGAGAGGCCUGGGCAAACUUCUUGAGACUUAAUGCUGUAUUUGUUUCUGCAGAAGUUCACAGCAUAAUUAGUUUCCUCCGAUGGCGACGUCCAUAUGUACAGAUUUGUCGAGCCUUUGUAAAGCACAAAGAGAACACCUUUGAAAGACUUUUCUUUGUAAGAUGCUUUCAUAUGUAGUUUGACAUAACAUUUGCUCAAUGAUGUUUCUGUUUAUUUGUGCUUCUAAACCAACUCCAUGAGUGUGUUCAAUGAAAUGACAUCAGUCGGCAAAAAUAACUUCUGGAUAUGGCUUUUUUGUCUGUUGUCAUAUGGAUGGUAUGACAUUGUAAUAUAAAGUGAGUGAAAAGUUUUUAUUUCUAUUAACAUAAAAUUUAACUUUGGAAUGUAAAAAUGCA